AUGUCCACGCAAACAGCAACAAGCAUUGCAGUCCACUCAACCCACAAGCUGCGAAGCUGGCAAUGUCUGAUGGAGGAUGCUUGUCUUUGGACGCUCCGGUCAACCGCAUAUCACACCUAUACCCUUUGGCAGUUUUGUGUCAAUGACCUCAAAACUAUGGUUUUUCCAAGUAUUGCCUUCGCUUACUUUCACUCCGGCCACCUAAAUUGGAUCACAUUCCUUUCCCGCCUGCCUCUCAUGCUUGCAUACACCUGGUUCAAUCUCCUCGGAUUCGCCAUCAACAACCAACGAAGCCCGCGUUCUAUAUCAGAAGACAAGUUGAACAAGCCGUGGCGACCAAUUGCGGCUGGCCGGCUGACUCCAGCGCAGGCUCACACAGCUGGAAGGCUAUCAAUUGUGAUCGCCAUUGCUGCAAGCAUAGCUGCAGGGGGCGGCUUUGUCCAAAGUAUACUGCUAGCGGUCUUUGGUACGAUUUAUAAUGAUUUUGGUGGCGGAGAUAAUCAUUGGCUGGUUCGAAACCUCCUCAACGCGGCAGGGUUUACGUCCUUUGCCUCUGGUACACUCGAAGUAGCUUUGCAAGCAGCGCCAUCGCUAUCAAUUAUAUCAUGGAUUUUUUUGGUUGGUCUAGUUGUUGGUACGACUGUUCACGUGCAAGAUAUGUACGACCAGCCUGGGGAUGCUGCUGCGGGUAGAUACACAUUGCCCUUGGUUAUUGGGGAUGAAAAGGCGCGAUGGAGCAUCGCUUGCAGUGUCACUGCCUGGAGCCUAUUUUGUCCCUUCUACUGGUCUUCUUCCCCGGUCGGGUAUCUUGCACCGUUAGUGCUAGGGCUUUGGGUCAGUACCCGUUCACUCACUAAGCGUACAGUUCAGGAAGACCGAGUCACUUUCCGCAUUUAUAAUGCAUGGUUAGUAGCCUUGUAUGCAUUACCAAUGACGCAUUCUUAG
This is a messenger RNA of Penicillium angulare, 945 nucleotides long. RefSeq names its product UbiA family prenyltransferase. The transcript has a single exon. Gene Ontology annotation, molecular function: transferase activity, transferring alkyl or aryl (other than methyl) groups. Lineage: Eukaryota; Fungi; Ascomycota; Eurotiomycetes; Eurotiales; Aspergillaceae. Bases 1 to 945 code for a protein of 314 amino acids. Gene Ontology annotation, cellular component: membrane. The record is from RefSeq and is a predicted model, not a curated record.